Coturnix japonica (Japanese quail) is the source of this 1632-nucleotide messenger RNA. The record is from RefSeq and is a predicted model, not a curated record. NCBI's taxonomy places the organism in Eukaryota, Metazoa, Chordata, Aves, Galliformes, Phasianidae.
AUGACUCAGAAUGAGUCCUCUAGAAGUUCAUCUCCAUCGUGGAACAAAUACGUUGAAUUUACUUUCACUGGCAUUUACACUUUUGAAUCACUGAUAAAAAUAUUGGCAAGAGGCUUCUGUCUAAAUGAAUUCACUUUCCUUCGAGAUCCCUGGAACUGGUUGGAUUUCAGCGUGAUCGUUAUGGCGUUUGUGGGAGCAUUCAGCAACAAGGGGAGCGUGUCGGUCCUUCGGACAUUCAGGGUUCUGAGAGCUUUAAAAACCAUUUCAGUAGUCCCAGGACUCAAGGUCAUUGUAGGUGCACUUAUCCAGUCUGUUAAGAAACUUGCCAAUGUGAUGAUCCUGACUGUUUUCUGCCUGAGCGUCUUCGCGCUCAUAGGCCUCCAGCUUUUCAAGGGUAAUCUGAGAUACAAGUGCAUGAAGAAUUAUACAGAUUCCACCAUCAGUGAUUUUUUACAUAACAAAACAUGGGAAUCCUUUGCAGCGUUUGCUAAUUAUACAGAACACUUUGCCAUUAAGCCGGGUACCUCAGACAUCUUGCUAUGUGGUCCUAGCGCUGGGACCUGUCCUCCAGAAUACACAUGCAAGAAAAUUGGGCCAAAUCCUGAUUACGGUUUCACCAGUUUUGAUACAUUUGGCUGGGCUUUUCUCUCCUUAUUCCGCUUGAUGACCCAGGACUACUGGGAACGUCUGUAUCAGCAGACCCUCAGAGCUUCUGGGAAGGUGUAUAUACUCUUCUUCAUGCUGGUCAUCUUUCUGGGCUCGUUUUAUCUAGUCAAUUUGAUUCUGGCUGUAGUAACAAUGGCAUAUGAAGACCAGAACAAGGCCACCAUUGCUGAGACAGAGGCAAAAGAAAGGAAAUUUCGGGAAGCCAUGGAAUUAUUACAGAAGGAUCAGGAGUCACUGGCUGCGAAAGGGAUUGAUAUCCUGUCAAUGAGCUCCUUUGAAGGCUCUCCUUUGUCUGCCAAAGAAAUCAAAGAAAGAAGCAAUAGGAGAAAGAGAAAUAAGUCCUUGGGGAUAGAAGAGUCUGAAGAAGAACAGUUUCCCAAGUCACAGCUCACAGACAGUCAACGAAAGUUGUCCCUCCUUGCCUUGCUGUAUGGUCCCAAUGCCGAUCAGGUGAAACGCAGGCUUAGCCAUGGCAGUGUAUUCAAUUUCCAAAUACCUGCUUUAGAAGUUGACUCCAAAGCGUAUUCCACUGAUGAGGAAGCCCACAACAUGGGGGAGAACAAGAUCCAGGGCAGGUCAAUGUCAGUGCCACAGGUGGGAAGACACUCCAGCAUGCCAAGCCAGAAGAGCCAUGGCUCCCACCCUGCCACCCCAAGCCGCAUGCAGAGCAGCAAGCAGGCCAACGUGGACGACUGCAAUGGCGUGAUUUCAGUGAUGGGAGGAGGGAGUGGCAAGGUGCAUGGCUUAGAUACAGCCCAUUCUGAAGGGGUAAUGCUUCCACCAGUAAUGGAAGAUAUGGGGAAGGGUGAUCUGCCAGCUGUGAAUGAUGAGAGCAGCAUGAUGCAUUUACAUCCUCAGCUAUCAGUGGAGUACUUUAAUGAGACACUUCAGAGACAAAGGGCAGCAAGUGCAGUCAGCAUAAUUACCAGUGUCUUAGAGGUUCAUGAAUACCACCAGGUGCAGUGA